UAGCUUACAUACAAAAUCAUUAGCAAAAUUUUCUAAGUUGAAAAAGAGGCAAACUUUUGCCAACAGGUGAGACCAUCCCAUGAUGUCAAAGAUAUAUGGAAAAUAUGAAACAUUCUUACAUGCAAAAAAUGUUUAAAUGGGUAUAAUUUUGACCAAAUAAAGCUAGAGUAAAGUAAUUUGCCAUAUGAGGUCACUUCAUGAUGCCACAAAGACAUGUGUGAAGACUGAAAGCAUAUGGCCAAGUAUUUUAUGAAAAAUAUGCUUACAUGCAAAACUUUUAACGAAGUUGAAAUGGGGCCAUAACACUGGCAAAAUUGCGGGAUUGUAACUGAAAUCGAACUUGGUCUGCAUUUUAUAAUAAUGUACCUUUGUACCAACUAGAUACCCAUGGGCAACAUGUCGAGCCCGCCCUUUGACCCCUAACUGUGACCUUGACCUUUGAGAUAGAGUCUGUCUCAUUGAGUUAAACAUUCAUGCCAAAUAUAAACAAGAUUCCUCAAUGCAUGUCAAAGUUAAGGGCCGGACAAGAUCUGACAUGACCUCCUACUGCUAUCUUGACUGUUGAGAUAGGAACCUGGGGUUUGCGCAUGACACUCCGUCUCAAUGAGGUUAACAUUCAUCCCAAAUAUAAACAAGACUGCUCCAUGCAUGUCAAAAUUAUUGUCUGGACAAACAAAUCUGGAUGGACGCACGCACAUACACACAUGCAUGCACAGACACACGCACAUACACCAAACAGCCAUUUGGACAACUAGCGGGCUCGACAAAAAUGAAUUUAAUCAAUUAGCCUUUCAAAAGUUAUCAAACAAAAAUCAACAUUUUGCAAAAUUUCAAGUCAAAAAUGGGUCAUAACUCUGCCAAAAAUUGGUAGACUGUAAUCUGUGUACCAAACAAAAAUUCUAUUCAUCCUUUUAAUAGGGGCAUCAGCAUUUUGCAAAAAGGGGCCAUAACUCUACCAAAAAUUGGCUGAUUGUAUUAAAAUGAAAAUCAACUUUGCCUGUUUUUUUUUAUAAUCAUGUACCUCUGUACCAAAAAUAAAUUCAAUCCUUUCAUCCGUUUCAAGAGUUAUCAAAUGAACAUCAACAUUUUGCUAAAAGUCAAAAAAGGGCCAUAACUUGUGCAAAAAUUAGUGGAUUUUAACCAAAAUCAGCUCUGUAUCUUAUGAUUAUACACCAGUGUUUCUUUACUUGCUGAGCCAUUUUUAGUCCGAUAGUCACUUGUGACUGUAACCUUUGAGCUAUUUCCUCCCAAAAUAACAGGAGUAGGUAAAAGUAGGCCCAAGCAUUCUGUAGUUAUUGUAUGGAAACCAAAUUGUCUACCUGUGGACAAACCAGCAGACUUACCAACUAACUGAUAAUGAGAAAACUAUAUACUACCCUCUUUUUUGAACUGGGGCAUAACAAAAACAAACUCAGAUACAAGACAUUAAAUAUCUAACAUCUAACCGAAGCAUAUAUACACAUCUAAUAUUUAUGUAUAUUAAUUAAAGACCUCUGCAUCUAGAUGCUAGGGUACAGCGUCCGACUGCUAACCAAUAGGACAAAGUUUUUAACCCCAGAUAGAGUGGAAUUUGAUCAAGGUUGCUUAACUUAAUGUACUUGUUUGAAUUUCAGAAAGAAGUAAACAUAUUAACCUUAAGCCUGCUGCUGGCAAGUGAUUCUGCCUUUGCGAGAAGUGUAGACCAAGAUCAGCCAGCACAUCUUGAUCACGGUCUGCACUGUUCACUAAUUGGUCAGUAAAUUUUCAGUGACACCCCUUCAAAUAAUACAUGGAACUGCCCAAAUUGAAUGAUGGACCAGUCCAUUUUAGAAAUUUAGCAGAGUAAAGGUAAACAAAAUAUGUAAAAACUUUCAAUGUAUAGCUGGACCUGCCUUAGCAGUCACCUGUAAUAAACAAUCACUUGCCUUUAGUCAGUCGGCUUACUUCCCAAAUAUGACUUUUUUAUUUCAACUUGUUUAAUACAGCCAGACUUUGUCGUUCCCUCGACUGGCUGCUUAAUACAGGUUUGAUGUACACUAAAUUACUUUACAUUUGUUCAACUUACUCAACAGUUAAAUACCAAAAGCACCUUGUAAUUAAUUACAACAGACCAAAAGAAACAUAAACUAGGAGGAAUGGCUUAAAGGUCAAGGACAUUAAGCAAAAAAGAUGAACAGACAUGAUACACAUGUACUAUGAAAUGAUGGGCUAAAUUCAGAACCACUUUACAAUCAUCACAUUGCAUACAAACAUUUUUAAUCAUAUUACCCAGUAUGCAUUUACAAGCAUUACUUCCUGUUUAAUACAGAUAAAUGCUUUCUGUACUUUGAUUGUUUAAGUAUCUUAAAGCCGGACAACAAAUGAUAUGAAACAUGACUCUCCUUACAUAUAAGAUUAUCUGUACUGAAUGUGAAACCGGGAUAAGACACAAGAUGACAUUAAGAUUUUGGAGAGAACGACAAUGACUGAAGGUACUGAAACAGCCAGCAAGACAGAUACAAAAGUUUAUGAAUUGGAUGAAGAGAUGGAAAUGUUUUGUGAAUUCUGUUACAAAGAUGGAAAACAGAACCAGCCAGCUGAUGGAUUUUGUGUGGAAUGUGUCACUUACUUCUGUGCCACAUGUUUGAAUUAUCACGAGAAGUUUCAUCCAAAUCAUACCCAGCAAGACAAGGACAAAAUGCCUCAAGACUUCUAUAUACAGACAUGCUCACAACAUUCUGAUGCACUGAUUAAAUUCUACUGUCUAACAUGUGAAACCACAGCAUGUUCCACUUCUAGAGUUAAUGAUCAUGAACACUGUGAGGAAAUACAUCAUUUGCCACAAUUAGUUAAGGACUUUGACAAAAUCAAAGAACUUGUUGAUAUAAAAAAUGCAAUAGAAGAAGCUGAGAAAGAGGUGGAUGCUAUAGAACUUAUUGUUGAUGGCGGCAUGGAAAAAAUAAAACAGUACAACAACGAAGCAAAAUGUGCAUUGAAAAAGGACAGAAAAGAAAUAAAUGAACUAUUUGAUGAACUAGAAAAUGAAGUAAAUGACGUUGAAACGUUGGACAGUGAAAACCUGGAAAUGGUGGAAGGAAAUAUUAUAUUAACAAAAGCCAAAAUAAAAACUCUUAAAUCUCAAAUAGAAAAUAAAAUAGUAGAUAUUACAAGAAGUGAAGUUUUUGUGGCAGCAAAAGAGGCAAAGAUGAAAAGUCAAUCAAUCUUAAACAAUCUGAAAGACACAAGAACACAUUUAGAAGAGACUGAAAUAUCAAAAUAUGUGUAUGUACCAACUAAAAAGACACCUCAAGAUAGUAGGCAUGGAAAACUAACAGCACAUAAAGAAAAAGUUAAAAAUGAUAAAUUACUGGUGUGGUUAUUGGUUGUGCUUUUAUCAGCUUUAACAAUUGAUAUUUUUCUGAUUCACUUCGAAACAUCACCAGAAUCGCAUGAAAUCAAACUGUCCUUUGAUCCACAACAACUGUGCUAUAUUUCAAAAGAAAAUCUCUUAGCUAUAGCAUUUUCUCAAAAUACUCUUCAUACUAUUAAUAUAACAGAUGGCAGACAUAAUGAGAUUCUGAAUGGCAGACGAGCCUAUACUAGUACAAGCAUAACUACAAUGAAGGAUAACAUGGUAGCAAUUUUGUCGUCUGAUGGUUAUAUCCUAAUGCAUGACGUUACGUACACAAAUGUCAAAAAGUACAGACAAAGCAUAUAUGUACCGAAACAUGGACAGCAUAUCGCAUACAGCAAUAAUAUUUUCUAUAUUCUGUACGGUGGUGAGGAACGCCACAUAGAAAGCUACAAUAUGAAUGGUCAACUUCUAACCAACAUCCCCAUAUGGAAUAAGUUUCAAAUCAUCAGCCCCUGGAACAUUGCAGUCAGUCCUAAUAACAACAUCAUAUAUUUAACUGAUUCAGACCUAGUGAUAAUGUUAACUAUGGAUGGAACUGUUCAAGGCUAUUUCAGACAUAUAGAUCUUAUAAGACCAAUUGGAAUGGCAAUAGACACAGCAGGAAACCUAUAUGUUUGUGGCUAUGUCUCUAACAACGUGUUUAAAAUUUCCCCCGAUUUUUCUCAUGGCUAUGAAAUUCUUGGCAAAAGACAUGGUCUGAAUCGUCCAUUUAGUAUCACACAAAAUGAAAAGGAAAAUGAACUUCCUGUUGGAUCUUUCGGUAGAAAAUCCAUACAAGUCUUUAAAUUAAGUCAAACAUGGUUUCAGUAUAUCAGAUCAUUUUUUUAAACUACUAGUAAUGUUCUGCUGUUGCCUCCAUCAAAUAUAACAAGAGCUGUCAGUGGACAACGCGCUCGACUAUUCUGAGUGCUUGAUAGUAUAAUAUAAGCUAAGAUUAAAACUUUAACAUUACAAUAAGCAUAUUCUAAGUCGAAAUGGGGCCAUAAUUCAGUCAAAAUGCUUGAUAGAGUUGCCUCCUCCUUUUUACAGACUGGAGUCAUGAUGGUAAACAAGUAUGCAAAAUAUGAAAGCAAUAUAUCAAUGGACUUUGAAAAUAUUUGGGGUGGUACGCAAACUUCAACAUUUGUGUGACGCUCAAGCCGACGCCGGGGCGAGUAGGAUAGCUCCCCUAUUCUUUGAAUAGUCCAGCUAAAAACCUAAGUUACAUAGUUUCUUUUUUCUUUUUCUGUUUUCUUAACCCAGUUUUAAUCUUGGCCAAGAAUUCAAAGAGACAAACGGUCUUGAUGCAUGCAAAUCAAGAAUCAAGAUGUAAGACAAUCAAGAACAAGCAAAUUCGAUGAAUUGGUAUCCCCCGCCGAAAGGGUUUGUGGUGAGGAAUGGCAAAAAAUAUAUCCGUCAAAAAGUUAAGGAUGUUAAUAAGAAGCAAAUAAUUUCAUUAGUCAAAAUCAAUUUAACAGAAAACAAAUGUUUAAUUAAAGAGUACACAAUAAAUGUAUGAUACUUUGAUCCUGACCAAAGAAUUUAUUUUGAAUGGGAUAUGCUUAUUGUAAUAAGCUUAGCUUUUAAAAUUCAAUGCAGUUAUGUGAGCUUGAAGUUUAACUGGAACGAAAUAUUGCCUUUGAGUGGUUUGGCACCAGGUGUUGCUGAUUAUCAUGUACAUUUGAACUUAAAAGAACAAAUGUCCUUAAGAGAACACAGGUAAGAUAUCUUGAACAUGGCUGAGGGCAAUUCACAUGUUGAUUAUAAAUAUUGAUGGAAAAUUAAAAAUAAAAAAAAAUAAAAAAAAAAGUAAAAAGGGUGAAGUU
Mercenaria mercenaria is the source of this 5178-nucleotide messenger RNA. RefSeq lists its product as uncharacterized. The transcript is spliced from 2 exons. Lineage: Eukaryota; Metazoa; Mollusca; Bivalvia; Venerida; Veneridae. Bases 2441 to 4201 code for a protein of 586 amino acids. The record is from RefSeq and is a predicted model, not a curated record.